This is a messenger RNA of Nylanderia fulva, 3350 nucleotides long. It is a transcript of the gene ss, whose product is annotated as aryl hydrocarbon receptor spineless. Gene Ontology annotation, cellular component: aryl hydrocarbon receptor complex; nucleus. Gene Ontology annotation, biological process: regulation of transcription by RNA polymerase II; response to xenobiotic stimulus; xenobiotic metabolic process. Lineage: Eukaryota; Metazoa; Arthropoda; Insecta; Hymenoptera; Formicidae. Gene Ontology annotation, molecular function: transcription cis-regulatory region binding; protein dimerization activity; nuclear receptor activity. The record is from RefSeq and is a predicted model, not a curated record.
UCUGUGGACCGCCGACCGCGUCCCACGCGCCGACGGAUUACGUGACAGCGGCAUGUUAUCCCCCGGGAACGCAACUCACCCUGACCGCCACUCACCCUCAGCCCCACAUCGUUGAUCCCGCGAUGACGCCCACAUCGGCGCCGGUGCCGACCCCGACGUCGGCGUCGGGCCCCAACAACCCCGUCGCCAUGAGCCAGCUGGGGACCGUCUACGCCACCAAGAGACGGCGUCGGAACGGAAAAAGCUUAAAACCACCACAGAAAGACGGGGUGACAAAGUCGAAUCCCAGUAAGCGACAUCGAGAGCGAUUGAACGCUGAGCUGGACACUCUAGCAUCAUUACUUCCGUUCGAACAAAAUAUUCUCAGCAAGCUAGAUCGACUCAGCAUCCUCAGACUCAGUGUAAGCUACCUCCGUACCAAGAGCUACUUUCAAGUGGUGAUGCACAAGGAUAAAGAGGAGAAUUCACACCACGACUCGCACUACAGGGCGAGAGAGCUCGCAGCGCUCGCUGCUUACGACCAUCAUCACCUCGACGGCGAAAUGUUCCUACAGGCACUGAAUGGGUUCCUGCUAAUAUUGACUUGCGACGGGGAAGUAUUUUUCGCUACCCACAGCAUAGAGAGUUACCUAGGCUUCCAUCAGUCUGACAUCGUCCAUCAGAGUGUCUACGAGCUGGUGCACAGCGAGGAUCGGGAGGAAUUGCAGCGGCAAUUAAUGUGGAAUUCUUUCCUGCCUGCUGAAAAUGCAAGUCUGCCGUUGCACGAUGCACUCUCGCCCCAACAUUGUCACCUGCUCGAGCGCAGCUUCACGGUUCGCUUCCGUUGUCUUUUGGACAAUACAUCCGGUUUUCUGCGUCUCGACAUCAGGGGCCGAGUCAAAGUACUUCAUGGCCAGAACCGGAAAACGGAAGAGCCACCCUUGGCCCUGUUCGCCCUGUGCACACCGUUCGGACCCCCUUCGCUCCUGGAGGUGCCGCAGAAGGAAGUCAUGUUCAAAAGCAAGCACAAAUUGGAUCUCGCGCUUGUGACGAUGGAUCAGAGAGGAAAGAUGCUCCUAGGAUAUUCCGACGCGGAACUGACGAAUCUCGGUGGCUACGAUCUAGUCCAUUACGAUGACUUGGCCUACGUCGCUAGCGCGCAUCAGGAAUUAUUGAAAACUGGUGCAUCAGGUAUGAUAGCCUACAGAUUUCAAACGAAGGAUGGUGGGUGGCAGUGGCUGCAGACUAGCUCUAGAUUGGUCUACAAAAACUCGAAACCGGACUUUGUACUCAGUACACAUCGACCUCUCAUGGAAGAGGAAGGUCGAGAUUUGCUCGGCAAGCGUACGAUGGACUUCAAAGUGAGCUAUUUGGACGCCGGAUUGACCAACAGCUACUUCUCGGAUAGUGACAGUUUGACGGGAUCCGUGAUGACACCGACGCUACCGGCUCAGCCGGCGUCUCAGAGAGGGAACAGACGAUACAAGACGCAUCUGCGAGACUUUCUUUCGACUUGCCGAAGCAAACGCAGCAAACUUUCCGCCCAGUCGUCGGUCUCGCCACCGGUGACUCCCACAGUCGCCUCCGUGGAUUAUCUCGCGGCUGACACAAGUGCAGCAGCCGCGGUCGCGGCGGCCUACAGCAAUUUGAACACCAUGUAUCCGACGCCGUAUGCGCCCACAGCGGUUGCGGCUAGUACCGAUCCUUCCUUGACGACUUACAUCGGCCACACGGGCAAUUAUCAUCAGACUCUCUAUCCAGCGACUGCUUUGGACAACAGGUACCUCACGGCUGCGACAGAGAAUCUAUUCCAAUAUAGGCCGCUGGGCUCGUACUAUCCAGAGUAUCACACAGGCACUGCGUACAACGGCUUCAUCGACGUAUCGCUACCCACCUACGAGACUCAUCAGCUGACUAGCAAGACAGAAGAGAAGCUCUACUGCCAGCAACUGAGCAGCAACGAAUCGCCCAAGUAUAGCUACGUGGAAACGAGACAUCCUGGGAGCGUCAGCGGUUCGCCAUACGCUGCCAGUCCGGUGGCGAGCGCAUCCACGAUGCAUCCAGCAACGACCGACAUGAACGUUGUGCGGGCCGGAAGCAGGCAUUCUCUGGAAGGCGGUGCGUCGUCCAGCAAUUCCGCUGGCAGCUCACCGGUGACCGGUGGUGCGGCGAACGGUAUGCUGACACCCAAGAUAGAGGACGUGAAGCCCGAAGUAUACGGCAACGAGGCUCCACGACAGACCGUGCUGAUGUGGGGUGCCCCACCUUCGCGUACACCACCUAGAAACAACGGCAGCUACAGCCCGCCGACGCCACACUCGACUCAUUCGUCUACACAUUCGACCAAUGCCACUGGAGAUCCGCUCAAAUCGCUGGCGGAGAUGAAUUCCAUGAAUGGAGAUUGCAAGUGGCGGCAAACCUCGCCUACGGAUCAACAAGUGACCGCGCCGAGUCCGCCGAGAAAUAACAAAACGCAACAAUCUCAGCAGCAGCAGCAGCAACAUCACCAUCAGCAACAACAACAUCAACAAUAUCCGGUGACCACGUCUCAGUAUCAGGCGGCCGCAGUGGCCAACACCAUUGGUUACACGCACUCUCAUCCAGGUCAUGGCGGGCACGGAGAAGCGGGCUCCGAGCACGCCGCCGUCAGUUGCGGGAACGGGGACGGGGGUGGGAACAGGCAUGGGCAUGGGCACCGUGGGGGACAACAGCACCAACAACAACAGCAACAACGUCUUAUACCACCCUCCGCACCACCACCACCACCACCAUCACGUGGUGGGAUCAUCAGCGGCAGCGGGAAUGGGCCCGCCUGUACCGCAGAUUCCAAACCGGACGCCGGGAGUCCUCUGUUGUCCAUCUCUGAGGUGACUAACACCCUGCUCAACCAAUAGUCCCUUUGUAACCUCGGCGUCGCUUUAUAUCAGUGAUGAAGGUGUCUCCGAAAAGAUAUCUUCACCGAAGCGGAUUUCAAAACGCGUCACUGUACCAUACAGGUAAUGUCGAUUACAAGAAUUAAGAGUAUUCUAUUAGUACUGUAACAUACUCACUACAGAAGUAAUAAUCAAUCUACUAUUACAUAACUUUCAUUGCAUUGAUUUAUCCGAUACCGAUACGUUAAGUGGACAUAUUCUUCAGGAUUCAUAGUUUGAGUCUGCGUGUACACUGAUCGCGAUCUUGUGUACGUAAAGGGGCAGCGAUCACACACAAAAGCGCGUGUGUCUUACAAUUUCAUUUGUGAUUAUAAAAUGCAGCAGUUGCUCGACGAGUAGCAAUAUCACUUCAUUGCAGAAUGAAUUUUAAAUCAAUUUUGUAAUUUUUUUAAAAGAUUCGCUAUCAAAAAAUAAGUACCCAGAUAUGUUUCUCUUAAG